AUUCAACCGACCAUGAAUUUUUCUCCCGGGUCGACGCGCUCCAAGCUUCGGGCGCAUUGAUUCGGAGAUGCUAAUCAAACACUUCGCUUCCCUCCUCGACGAGUACUCCACGAAGAACUUGAAGAACCUCCAAAAGCUCCACGCGUGCGUGAUCAGGCACGGCGUCGCCGACAACGACUUCAUCAGGUCGAAGCUCGUUUCCUCGUACGCUUCCUGUUCCCAGAUUGUCCAAGCGACACUCCUCUUCUCAUUGACCAUUCGUCGACCCACUUUCCUCUACAACUCCCUUAUCAGAGCCUACGCUUCGCAGAGUAGAUUCUGGGAGUCCCUCUUCGUUUUCCGGUGCUUGAUCCUCGCCGGAAAAGCCGUUGACAAGCACACGCUGCCGGUAGUAUUGAAAUCAUGCAGCGGGUUGUCGAACUUGCGGGUGGGUAGGCAGGUUCAUGGAGCUGUUUUGGUGAAUGGGUUCGGUUCAGAAGUCGGAAACUGUAACGGAUUGAUCACUAUGUACGCGAAAUGCGGAGACUUGCCUUGCGCGGUGAAGGUAUUCGACGAAAUGCCGGAGAGGAACGAGGUCUCGUGGACCGCGAUGAUGUCUGGGUUCGGAUUUCACGGGAAGCACGCAGAGGUUCUUAUGUUGUUCGAUAAGAUGGUGGAAGUGGGAAUGAAGGUGGACGGACUGACGUUCACGUCGUUGUUAAUGGCGUGUGGUCACGUGGGAGAAGUGGAGAGGGCGAGAGAGUAUUUUCAGAUGAUGCAGGACCGGUUCGGGGUAAGGCAAACCGUUGAGCAUUAUACAUGUAUGGUGGAUAUGCUUGGAAAGGCGGGUUUGAUCGAUGAGGCGAAAGAUUUGGUAAUGGAUAUGAAGGCCGAGCCUGAUGGCGCAUUGUGGAGAGCACUCUUGACGGCUUGUAGAAUCCAUAAGCGAGUUGAUGUGGCUGAAUGGGCAAACCUAAAGAUGCUCGGUGAUGCGUGGUAAAAUCGAUUCUUGCGAGUUAGGGAGAGGUUUCUUCCUCAAAGUCGACUUUUAAUCGACGCAGUUAAGAGUUAGAUAUGAAUUGGUAACCGAGGCAUAAGAGGCGCUAUAAUUCAAUUUUGUCAUUCGCACCAUGUUAUUCGAGUAUGCGGAAUAAAUUUGUGGAUGCGUGUACUCUAUUUCAUCUAUUUUUGUACAUUUAUUGCUGUAAUAGAAUCAAGUGAACAUGAGUUGUAGAGGCAUGUUUUGUCAUUUCCUCGCAAAGGAGAUGAGCUUAGUGAACAAUGGCUAUAGACUUGGAAGUA
Molecule: messenger RNA, 1281 nt
Organism: Tarenaya hassleriana
Lineage: Eukaryota; Viridiplantae; Streptophyta; Magnoliopsida; Brassicales; Cleomaceae
Product: putative pentatricopeptide repeat-containing protein At3g23330
Exons: 1
Coding region: 68-979 (303 amino acids)
Biological process (GO): RNA modification
Molecular function (GO): protein binding; RNA binding
Source: RefSeq, a predicted model, not a curated record